Molecule: messenger RNA, 3501 nt
Organism: Coregonus clupeaformis (lake whitefish)
Lineage: Eukaryota; Metazoa; Chordata; Actinopteri; Salmoniformes; Salmonidae
Product: polycomb protein suz12-A
Exons: 16
Coding region: 622-2898 (758 amino acids)
Cellular component (GO): nucleus; ESC/E(Z) complex
Molecular function (GO): chromatin DNA binding
Source: RefSeq, a predicted model, not a curated record
AAUCACAACUCUCACUUCUCUAAACAACGCCUCUAAUUCGGCUAGGAUAUGUGGGGGCGGUUGCUUUUAAGUCACCGUUUGAAUUGUUGAGUUCAGGGAGUUUAUGCCUAUGUGAAAAAAAAAAAAAAGAAACGGUCAAUUUGACUAUUCCGUAGAUGCUCUCAUGAAAAUUGCACUAAAUGGUUCAUUUGCGUAGAGUUUUGUAGCUUUACCAAGCCGACAUAGCAUUCUUUCAUGACAUCUUUCGAACUCACCUUAUUUGCUGUGAUAUCUACAGCAUAACUAGCUAACGUUAGCUAUUUGAUGUUCAGUAGGAAACAUAGCUAGGUGGACGUGCCAGGUGCUUGCUAACUUCUCUCAUUUCCUUGCGAUUUAAUCGAAUUUGUUUCUCGGAAAAACUGUUUUCUAGCCAAUCAACAACUGUAGCUGACAAACAAUGCAUUGAUACAACAAGUCUAAUGUUAAUUCAAUGAAAUUGACAAGAAGAAGAUAGCUGGCUAAUAUCGGCUGGCUAGCUUCAGCUUGCUCGUUGUUGGUGCUCUCUUUGUUUUGACAAAGGACUUGAGUUUCUAUAUUUUUUAUAUUUGGAAUACACCUGUGACACUUUUUAUUUCCUGGGCCAUGGCUCCCCAGAAGCACGGUUCUUCUGGCGGCGACAACAACGUAUCGGGUCCCGUUGUGGGCUAUUGUGGUACCGGUGGCGGCAGAGCGAACGGCAGUGUCUACGGCCACCAAACAACUGCAGUUGUGGUGCCCGCAGCCAAGAAACCGAAAAUGGAACUGGUUCAAGCCGACCAUGAGUUGUUCUUGCAGGCAUUUGAAAAACCGACCCAGGUCUACAGGUUUCUCAGAACCAGGAACUUGAUAGCGCCCAUAUUUUUGCACAGAACCCUCACCUACAUGUCCCACAGAAACUCAAGAACAAACGCCAAAAGGAAGUCCUCCAGGGUGGAUCACCUGCUGUACAGAGUGGAGAAGAAGAGGGCUGAGCAGAGGGCACACAGCCUGGCUUCACACCUACAACUCACCUUCACUGGGUUCUUUCAUAAAGUUGAGAAGUCAUCAGUAGACUCUGAGAAUAAGCAGAACUCUGUUUCUCUAGAGGUGCUGCUGGUUAAAGUCUGUCACAAGAAGAGGAAGGAUGUGAGCUGUCCAGUGAAGCAGGUCCCUACAGGGAAGAAGCAGGUGCCUCUGAACCCAGACAGCAGCACUCCCAGCAGUCAGGCCAAGCCAGGCUCCUGUCCUUCUCUGGUGGUGUCCAGUAGUGAGUUUGAAGCCAGCAGCAUCCAUACGGUCAAGUCCUACUCCCUGUUGUUCAGAGUGUCAGGACCAGGCAGGACGCAGCACAACAGACUGGUCAAUGGACAGACCAAUGAGAACAUAGAGGAUGUGUGUAACAGGAAGAAGAGAAGCUCCACCGUCAGAGAAGAAGAAGUGGGAGAAACAACGUUCGUAGCUCAGAUGACUGUGUUUGAUAAGAACAGGCGUCUCCAGUUGUUAGAUGGGGAGUAUGAGGUGUCUAUGCAGCAGAUGGAGGACUGUCCUGUCAACAAGAAGAGAGCCACCUGGGAAACAAACCUGGAUGGAAAGCGCCUCCCUCCGUUUGAGACGUUCUCCCAGGGUCCUACUCUCCAGUUCACGCUGCGUUGGACAGGCGAGCCCAGUGAUAGGUCGACGGCCCCCGUGGCCAAACCCCUCGCCACACGGAACGCUGACGCUAGCAGCCUGACCUCCGAUCCUAGGCCCUGCUCCCUCAGACCCACACAGACCGUAGCUGUCAAAGACUCCUUCAGCAGUACAGACUUUCAGAUGAGACGGGAACACACACUCGUGGAACCAAGAGACAAUCUACGCAUAUUCUACCAGUUCCUGUAUAACCACAACACACAGCAGCAGACCGAGGCAAGGGAUGACCUCCACUGUCCCUGGUGCACUCUGAACUGUAGAAAACUCUACAGUCUCAUCAAACACCUCAAAUUGGCCCACAGCAGAUUCAUCUUCAACUACAUGCCCCACCCUAAGGGAGUGAGGAUAGACGUGUCUAUUAAUGAGCAUUAUGACGGGGCGUACGCUGGUAAUCCUCAGGAUAUUCACAGUCAGCCCGGCUUCGCCUUCAGCAGGAACGGACCCGUCAAGAGAACCCCUGUCACACACAUACUCGUCUGCAGACCUAAGCGUCUUCUCCCCCCCAGUCUGUGUGAGUUCCUGGAGGUUGAUGGAGGAGAGGGAGACCAGCAGAGAAUCAUCACUGGUCACAACCGCCUCUACUUCCGGUCAGACAGCUGUACCCCCAAAACACCCCAGGAGGUAGAGCACGACAGUGAGGAUGAGACAGACCCCUUCUGGCUCCGAGAGAGGACCAUCAUGCAAAUACAGGAGUUUACAGACGUGAAUGAUGGAGAGAAGGAGGUGAUGAAACUAUGGAACCUCCAUGUUAUGAAGUAUGGCUACAUAGCAGAUAACCAGAUGAACGGAGCGUGUCUGGCGUUUGUGGAAGGUUGCGGUGCGUACAUCGCCAGGAAGAACCUCUGUAGGAACUUCCUGUUACACCUGGUCAGCAUGCACGACUUUAAACUGGUUACCACGACAACCAUCAACCAGGCCAUGACACGCCUCCGACACAUCCAGCAGACCCAGCGGCAGGAGGGAGGAGAGGGGGAUGGAGAGGGGGAUGGAGGAGCAGGAGAGGGGGAUGGAGGAGAGGAGAGGGCGACGGCGCUGGAGUCUCAGCCUGAGCUGGAACCCGACUAUGACACAUGUAAUGACCACAACACGUAUGGUAAGAGUAACCAUGGUAAUGGCCGCACCAAUGGAAACGGCAUCGGCGAUGAUGAUGAAGAAGCUGGUAGUUCUGUUGCUGUGGAAACGUCCAGGCCGAGCAAGAGGCAUAAGUUCUGAGGUUCCCUCCGCCCCUCUCCUGGAAGAGUGAUAAGAAUCUAAAAUGGCGCCCGGCGAUGGUGAUUGGCUGGGUGGAGGGUGAAAGAGGGUGUGGUGUUGGUAGUGAUUGGAGGGAAUAAGAGACUCAUGAUGACAUCAUUCCAAACAGGCACUGGGUGUUGGGUUUACUGUAUAGAGGUGGUGGGCCAGAAUCAUUUAAGCCCAUUUGGACACACACAUAAAUACACACACACACACUCAUUGUCCCACUGGUUAUAGCAGGGAUACAUACAUCUAGUGUUUUCCCAUGUCUGGUUCUUCAGUCUCCCAUGAUGUCAUUAGAGUAACAUUACAAUGACCAUGAGUUCUGAGUAACUUAGCCUGGGUCCCAAAAAGCACCUUAUUCCCUUUAUAGUAGUGCACGACUUUUCACCAGGCUAGCAUUCUGUCCAGGAGGUGUACUUGUACAUCAAGCUGCCGUUCUGGCUAUUACAAAGCUUACUUACUGUUUUUGUCCAGGGCCCUAAAUAGAUCAGAGGUCCCCAAGCUGUUUCACUCAGGCCCCCCUUCCAGCACUGGGGAACAUCCAUUUCAGGCCCCCCUUCCAGCACUGGGGAACAUCCA